CCACCUUCGGCACUCACCCACCACUGCCGCCGCCACCGGCAGCGCCUCCUUCUCUCCUCCUCCUCCCCUCUUCUCUCUUUGGCAGCCGCUGGACGUCCGGUGUUGAUGGUGGCAGCGGCGGCAGCCUAAGCAGCAGCAGUCCUCGCAGCACUCCAGCUCUCGCUCCCCCUGCCUGCUUCUCCAGCCCUCUCACUCAGUCUCCCGAAAGGUGCUGGGCAGAUUCCGGGCGGCUGAGGCUAAGCGGCUGCAGCGGCGGUAGCGGCGGCGGCAGCGCUAGCGGCGGCGGCGGCUGCAGGAGGCAGAAUGAGCGCACGCGGUGAAGGCGCCGGGCAGCCGUCCACUUCAGCCCAGGGACAACCUGCCGCCCCGGCGCCUCAGAAGAGAGGACGCGGCCGACCCAGGAAGCAACAGCAAGAGCCAACCUGUGAGCCCUCACCUAAGAGACCCAGGGGAAGACCUAAAGGCAGCAAAAACAAGAGUCCCUCUAAAGCAGCUCAAAAGAAAGCAGAAGCCACUGGAGAAAAACGACCACGAGGUAGACCCAGGAAAUGGCCACAACAAGUCGUUCAGAAGAAGCCUGCUCAGGAGGAGACUGAAGAGACAUCCUCGCAAGAGUCCGCGGAGGAGGAUUAGGGGGCGCCAGCGUUCGAUUUCUACCUCAGCAGCAGUUGGAUCUUUCGAAGGGAGAAGACACUGCAGUGACCACUUACUCUCUAUUGCCAUGGUCUUUCCA
Messenger RNA from Sciurus carolinensis (gray squirrel), 733 nucleotides. RefSeq names its product high mobility group AT-hook 2 (gene Hmga2). NCBI's taxonomy places the organism in Eukaryota, Metazoa, Chordata, Mammalia, Rodentia, Sciuridae. The transcript is spliced from 5 exons. Gene Ontology annotation, biological process: regulation of DNA-templated transcription. The coding region runs from base 304 to 633 and encodes 109 amino acids. The record is from RefSeq and is a predicted model, not a curated record. Gene Ontology annotation, molecular function: DNA binding; transcription coregulator activity. Gene Ontology annotation, cellular component: chromatin; nucleus.